This is a messenger RNA of Oreochromis aureus, 4970 nucleotides long. RefSeq names its product KIAA1549-like b. NCBI's taxonomy places the organism in Eukaryota, Metazoa, Chordata, Actinopteri, Cichliformes, Cichlidae. The record is from RefSeq and is a predicted model, not a curated record. The coding region runs from base 268 to 4425 and encodes 1385 amino acids. The transcript has 23 exons.
CCAGGUCUUGAUGUGGCACUUCACCGCCAACAGCUAAAUGUCAAACCUUUGGCAAAGUGCGCGCGCCGCCCUGCGCCACACGGUGAUGAUGGGUGGACCGAGCGGAGAGGGGCGAUAGGGCACAUUUCUUAAUUUCCCUUCAGCGCCGCUUCCCCCACCAUCCAGACCUGGACACGCGACGAGACCGCGGGACGGCCCUGUUUCCCGUUCACACAGCGAUCCAAUGUAUUAUUCACGAGCGAAACUUCAGCAACUUGUCCACUGGAUAUGGCUCCCGGUUUGAGGAGUGGGCGGACAGGUCACCCCAGAGUGGCGGGAACCGGCGGGGCAGACCCCGGUGGGUGCUCGCCGCAGAGGACGGAUGCAGGAGGAGAGGGGAGGUGUUUGAGGACCAGGUUGCGAGUCGGAGCAGCGGGGAUGCUUGGAAACUGUCUGCUGUCUGUAGCAGUGCUUUUACUUCUUGUCCGGUGCUCUUUGGCCGCAGAGGAAAAAUCCACCUACGAUGCCUCAGGCUCCUCACCUUUACCGAGCGACCCAGCAGUCACAGGCGUUCCUGCUCACCCAUCGGCUGACCUGUCAGUGGCUGAGGAGGUGCCUUUCCCAGUUGUCCAUUCAGACAGUCACUCAGACACUGAUGCGGAGGGCUUAUCGGGGCAGCCUGCUUUUUCUUCUGUCUUAACCAUGAUGGCAGGAACUGUCAAACAUCCAGUGAGCCUUGAUCAAAGUAGAACCUUGCCAACUAUCACCAGGGAUGAGAUCCAUACCACCCAAUGGCCUUCACGUAAUUCCAGCCAGGGCUCAGACAUGUCCUCCUCAUCGUCACAUGUGGGAGCCAGCUCAGAGGCAGAGACGGAUGAAUUAACCGCUGGAACUUCCAAAACAGUUGGACUCACUUUCCCCAAAGAAAAAGAGGCUAGUUUAAGCCCCUCUCAAUCAGUCAGAAUUACCCAUUCUGCUGGGCCUACCGAGAGGACAACUCAGGUAUCACCUCUGACCCCUCGACAAGACACCACGACAGCCUCUGUUAAGCUUUCCACCACUACGACUUCAACCACAAAAACUAAAAACUCCACCACUACCACGCCUUCCCUAAGAGUCACUACACAGUCAACCACCACUACCACACCACAGACCACGUUCGCGACCAGGAAAACCACAACCACCACAACCGUCAGGACUCAGUCCAACAGGAGAACAUUCACACCACCUGUCCUAAGAACGAGCCCUCCCAGGGGGGUCACGGCUGUCUUCAUCUCACCUUUCACCACUACCACAGAGACUCCACCACAACAGUGCAACAUCACUGAGAGAAUGUGGGUGAAAACAGUUGUUUCCAUCUAUGUGAGGAGAAACAGGCUAGACAGCAUUCAGAGGCAAAACCUGCGAAGGGGACUAAGUCAAGGCCUCAGGAAAGCUCUCAAUGAUACCUCUGCCCAAGCACAGGUGGAGACUGUAUUUGGUUCUCCCAACAUGACAGUGGCUUAUCACGUGACUGGAGGGGAUAUAGUUUACCCUCCGUCUGUAGUGAUGGAAGGCUUGGCAUCCUAUGGCCGUGAUAAGCUGAUUGCAGACCUGCGGCAGUACCUCCCCAUGGUAACAGCCCUGCCCCUCCCGGUUGCAUUAUGGAGACCCAGCCCAGCCACAGGCUUCCAGCUGAAAACAGUGCUACAGUUUGUGGGAGUAGGCGAUGAUCCUCGGUCCUGUCGCUUCUCUCAAAUGAUGGAACAGAGGCUUGAGAAGGUUUUUUCCGAAGCGCAGGCCAAAGUGCUCAACGCUAACAGCAGACUCUCUGUUCAGAUGCUGAGUGUCUCUCAGGCAGCAGGAUCUCCUGCUGUGUCACUGGUCUACACUGUAAAGAAUGGGACUGGCUUUCUUAAUGGCACUGCUGCCUCAAAUCUCCUUGGUCAGCUGUCAGCUGAGCUAGUGGGCUACUUCCUCUUCUAUCCGCCACUUAUUGUUGCUGAGCCAAUGGAAUAUCACAAUCUGAACACUUCAAUAGCAACCAGAGACUUCUGGGUUGUUACAGUGAUCCAGGAUGUGGAUAAUGCCAGCCUGGAGGGACAGUACCAGAGCUUCGCCAGUCUAAUGGAACAGCGUCUGGCAGAGUUGUUUGUGUUGGCGGGCCAGCAGGGCACUCGUUUUAGACGAGCAACGACUGUAGGCAGCUACACUGUCCAGAUGGUGAGCAUCCGCCGGAUCUCAGGGUUGAAGAAUCCGGCCGAGAUGACCUACUAUGUCCAACACAAUGGCAUUCCUUUAUUGGGCACAUCAGCUGCCAAGGUCCUGAACACAGUGGAUUCUCAGACUAUGGCGCUCACCCUGGGCUACUUUGUCCAGGUGCAAGCAGAACCUGUCGUCAAGAACCCUCCUAAUAACCUUUGGAUAAUCGCUGCUGUUUUGGCCCCGAUCUCCGUAGUAACACUCAUUAUUAUCAUCAUCACAGCUGUGCUGUGCAGGAAGAAUAAGAAUGACUUCAAAGCUGAUGCCAUCGGUAACCUUAACCCUCGAGCUAAGAUGGCGUACCGGAGAGAUGUGGGCUAUUAUCACCAGCCAGUCCAAGGUUUUGACUAUGCCAAACAGCACCUUGGCCAACAAGGAGGAGAUGAGGAAACACUGCCUGUCAGUCAGGAUACCUUAGUGAUGUCUCUACAAAUACGGGACACACCACUUUCACUAGAAAAGGCUCUGCAACAAGAUGGAACUGCCAACAAGAAAAGUCUCACCACUGACAAACACAAAAGCAAGUUGCCAAGUGAGGAUGGUUCCGUCAUCAGCAACGAAUCAGAGAAGCCCAAUUCCGGCAGGGGCCUGACGGUGUCGAAAAUCACAGCACAGCAGAAACUGACAAAGGAGGAGACUCGCAAGAGGGACGAUCCAUAUGACACCUCCUCUGGCUCCCUGCAGCUUAUCUCCAUAAAGCCAGUGGCAGCUCAGACCAACUACUCACAUCCAGCAUCCUCUGACCGCAGCCAGGACUCAGCUAUUGUCAAUGGAGAGGUGAACUUGGCACUGAAGCAGAAGUCGGACAUUGAACACUACAGGAACAAGCUGAGGCUGAAGGCUAAAAGGAAGGGCUAUUAUGACUUCCCGUCCGCCAACGGCAGCAGCAGUGGCCGGGCUGUGGCACAGAGACAGCAACACGGUCAUGAGAGGACUGCCGAUGAGCAUGGAAGACCGCUGGAGCCUGAUGAUGAGCGAGGUUCUACUUAUGUCAAGUCUCACAGAAGGCACUCGCAGGUAGGGCAGGCGGCCUAUCGAAGCAGACAAAGCUUAAGCAGUCCGAGCCCCGGAGGAACAGAGAUGGACCUGCUUGUAAUGAGAGAGAGACCCAGGAGAGGCAUCCGCAACAGUGGCUACGAUCGAUCCUCUGAUGGGGAAUUAAAAUCCACAGGCUUCAUUACUGAGCCAGAGUUGAUUGAGGAGACAAAUGUUGAUCGUCUAAUGGGACCGCGGGGAUACAUGUAUGGACGGGGCUUGAAAGGCCACUCAGAGACAUCCACUCUCAGCUCACAACCGUCGAUUGAUGAAGUGCGACAGCAGAUGCACCUGCUGCUCGAGGAGGCUUUCAGUCUGGCUUCAGGGGGGCAGUCCACAUCCGGAAGGCACUCCCACCACCACCAACCAAACCACUACAACCCUGCGCCGCCUCCCCUCCCUUAUGCAGAUGUGGUGACCAGUGCACCGGGUACAAUGAGCUCUGGACAGGGAGGCCUCCAGUGGGUGCCAUCUUAUGGUACAGAUAUGUAUCAGUGUAGCCUGCCGAAACCAGCCUUUCGCUUCACCCAGCUUCCUGAGGCCAUGGGUUCUCCUCCCCCUUUACCACCUCGCACUGGGCCCCCUCCUGGGACUUCUCUAAGACGUUCCACUUCUGAUUUGGGGCCUAAGGGAAGGAGCUUAGAGACAUCUGUCACUGAAAUGCAAAGUCAACAUGACAACAACCCAUAUGGGCCAACCACUAGAGCAGCACUUCCAUCUAUCACUACAGAGCAGCCUGUGUCCAACUACUCAGGAAACCCAAUCACGGCUGUCUAUGCCAUCCCAGCCACGAGGCCCGGUUACUCAGAAUACUUUGUGUCCACACCGCCCACCUCCUACCACAGUCCCUCUUGGAUGUCUUAUCCACCUGAACCGGAGGAUGUGCCGCCACAGUGGGCAGAUUCUGUGCCCCUGCCUGGGUACGUAGAGGCUUUUCCUCAUCCUCGCUACCCACAGGGGAGCCCCACCAGGCUGCCUCUGCAGUAUAACCAGACACUGGAGCAGCCACCACCUGCCCCAAGCACAUCAUCCCAGCAAAGUCUACCCCAGGUGCUGAAGGACAUGGACAGUAUGCCCCUGAGCAGCCUCUCCACCUCUGCACUUGUGCAAGCUAUCCGACAGGAGGUGGCAAAGCUAGCGAAGAAGCAGAAUGACAUGUUUGAGUUCUAGGUUUGAUUCUGCUCCUAUGUGGUGGCAUUCCUAUGGACAGAUUUUUGAUGUUUGUACUCUAUAACAGACUGAUGUUCUUUAUCCACUGAUGAUCCACUUAUUGAUUUCUUUUCAUACACCAUUGAUGUUUUUUUAGCUCCUGACUUUAGGGAAAUGAACAAAAGAUUAUUGCCAUCCUCUGUUGAUGAUGUCCAAAGUAAGUACACACAUCUCUCUGUAGAUAUGUCAAUAGGAUACGCUAAAUAUGGAAAAUAUCUUUUUUUUUUCCAUGAUCACAAUUUUUUGGGUAAUCAGAGUUAAUUGAGAAGCGACAACCCCGUAGCGUUAUUGUCUGUACUGAGAGGACCAAAUUCUUCCUGUCAGAUGGGUAAGUAUAAACCACAGUGUAUAUGAGCAUGUACAGUAUAAGGACAUUGUGUAUCUAAUCUCCUUUUAUAGAACGUUAGCUUGAACAAGAUGGGCUCGAUCAAUAUCUGCUAAUUUCCGAAUCCAUAUAAUAUCAAACCAGUGCAUCGCUUUUUAAUGUUUAUUUGCAGAUCACAUAA